AUGCAGUUUUGUUUGUAUGGAUCAUGCUUUUUCAAAGUCAGUGUAUACUAUGCCUUUUCAAAGAGUACAGAUUGUGCUAUCUUCAAGAGUGUAGGUCAUGCUUUUAACAGAGUAUAGAUCUUGCUUUUCAGAGAGUUUACACGCUUUACAAGUCUCCAGUUUGAAAAAACAGCAAUUAGACUGGCUGAAUGUCAUACAUAUGGAUCUGGAGUUAAUGCAUUUAGCAUUCGUCUUCACCUUUGCAGUCAUUUCAGUGAUAUUUUAGAGAGCGGCAGAUAGAAAUAGGGCAGAGCAAAGAGACCAGACGGAAGGGAACAUGGCACUGAUGAUAAUGGUGAGACCCCUAGCAGGAAAUCCUGAAUCCCCCAUGAUGAUGAAUACUGGCGUAGAUUCGGGCGUCCCUCCGCCCCAGACGGGCCAGCCGGAUCCAGACUCACUAAAAAUGUUCGUCGGACAGAUCCCCAAGGCAUACGAAGAAGAUAAACUAAGGGAAAUGUUCUCAGAGUUUGGUCCUGUAUAUGAACUCAACGUUCUCAGGGAUAAGAAAACGGGAGAAAGUAAAGGUUGCGCCUUCGUCACAUUCUAUUCAGGUGUAGUAGCAGAUAAAGCACAGAAAGAAAUUCACAACAGAAAAGUAUUACCGGGGGUAAGUGCACCAUACAAUUUUAUUAUUUUGGCGUUAAUAUGAGGUGUUUAAUCUCCAUGAAUGACCACAGAUUCAGUGUUUGGUGUUAAUGUGAGGUUUAUACAAGACUUUGAAGAACUACAUGUAUGAUAUUGCAUUUGGGUUUUGGUGUGAUGUUUGGUGCUAGUGAGAAGCUGCUUAUUCUGGUCAAAUCUCUUUUUGUGUUUUUUAUGUGGGGGUAUGUUUCUGAUGCUUGUGUAGUUUGGUAUGAUAAGGUGUAAGGGUCCGAUGUAGAUUUAGAAAACUACAGGAGAUCUCUUGAGACAAGAAAUGAAAGCUUUGUCGAUGCCAUCUUUGAGUAAACUUCUGGCCAUGCUUCUCACCUUGCCCAAAACAACUGAGAAUUUAAUGGUCAAUUGGUGUUCUGUGAAUGGUGUAAGGUUCUUGUGUUAAAAGAUUGCAGGCCAUCUAGUAAAUUAUGAAUGAGCAACCGUAAUGUGGUUACGAGAUGAGUACAUGGUAUGAAGUCUUUACCCGAGUGAUCGCACCGCCGGCGUGUCUGAGUUGUCUUUGGUGAGAUGCUUCAUCCGUCCAUCAAGACCGGAGUUUGCUUUAGCGUAGAUACAACAAACAUAACCGGAUACCAAUCAGUGAUCCAUUGGGAAUUAAUUAUCUUUAGAAGACAAUAUUCCACACAUCUGCGUGCUUUAGCCCUGUGCAGCCAGUCAGAAAGCCCAGGGACUCCGGAUCUUCGCUGAAACGAAACAUUGUUGGUUCAGGAGCUUUGCCCUCACUCCGAUGAAGGCGCUAGCCCCGGAUGAUUGUUUGAUCAGCAAACACGGUGGACAAAUUUCAUUUCUUGACCAUAGCUGAGAAGCAUGUAUAUCGAGGAUGGGAGAAGGAAUGUAUGUGUCCGAUAAGAAGAUAGACAGAGACUACAGGAAUCCUGGCAUGCCUUAGCUGAAUGUUGAGAUGGGGAGAUGUGAUUCGGUCAGGGUGUAUGGACUUCUGGAGUUGGUCUGAGUCAACAAAAGAUCAAUCACUUUCUAUUGAUAGGUGAUCUGUCUUUUCCCCAGUACUUAUACCUUCAUGUUCUCAUCUUCCAGUGUUUUCCUUUAAAUUUUCUCUUUACUGGUACCUCCUUUUUCUUUCAGCCUCUCUUUCAAUGGAACUCUAAUUCUAUUUGACCCUCCUUCUUCAUUCAAACCUAUUUAUCUGCCUCUUUUGCAAUUUCGCAUUGAUUUAAUAAGAGCAAUGAAUUAAAAGGUGAUUGACCAAGAGUCUGUACAGAAUCUUUAGUAGGUAUCCCACUCAGCACCUUUCACAAAAAUAUUCUGGCAUUCCCCAUUGAUGUGUGUAUAUGCUGGAAUAGGAGGAUUAGAAACAGAAAGACGCUGAGGGGAUUCCUUCUAACAGAUGUGGCUCAAACUUUUGCAUAUAUGCCCCAUGGUUAAAUAUCCUGCCAGUUUUGAAUAGAUAAAUAUUAAGUGAGAAGUAUCGAGGAAGGAAUGAUAUGCUUGGGCACUGUAACAAUGUUUUAAUAGCAAUCGAUCGUGGGGCUGGUUUUUAAGAUUGAUUGCAUUGAUUAUUGUGUAUGAUCAAUCAUAAAAUCAGCCCCACUAAGGGUCCAGAACUAUUCUAUAAUCUCUUUGUAGUAAAAUUCUGUAAGACUAAGCACAGGAAUGCUGAUAUUGAAUGUGUUUCAGAAAGACAGGUUAGAGCUGUAGUCAUUGAGGCUUCCUGCAUCAAUGGCCAUGAUUCAACUUGUCAUGUUCAGUACAACAUCACCAUCAGGAAAUAGUCUCUAUCCCGUCCUGGGAUGUCCUCUCAAUUAUCACAGCACAGUUUCUGUCUCGAGGAGUUUCUUGGCUGAUACUUCGUUUGUCCGUCAUUCAGCCCAAUAAGUGGGCAGCAAUCAUCUGCAGUCGGUCCCGAAAAAAGCUAGCAAGAAUCGAGCGGUAGUAAUUUGUCUCGUUAAAUUACUGUGUCAGAUUCAAUUGGGGCAAACUGCUGGAAAUGGCCAAGUGAGAGUCAACGGCUGUACUUUAGUCUGAUUGUGAUAUUGAAAGCGGACAAGUUGUUUCCUUGAUUUGGCCAAGUGGUAAAUAGCUAGUCUGCUGUGCAAACCUUUCACUCGAUUUAAGGGUCUGAAUGUGCAGCCUACUCAUGCUUUGUGUACUGAAGGCCCUCUCGCUCAGGAAUUGAAAUGGCAAGUUUUGUAUGUUCUAGUCUUUGCGUGGAGACACACCUGUUGAUCAAAGUUUGUGUUCUGAUUUGAAACAGCAAGUUUUGUAUCUGUUAGUCUUGUGUGGAGACACACUUGUUGAUCAAAGUUUCAAUCAGGGUCUUUGCCUGCAGACUAGUAAAUAACUGCGCUCACAUGUUAGAUCCCUACUAGAACACAAUUCUCGCUACCCCAAAUAGCGAUUUCGCCGAGAUCCGGGAAAAUCCCUGUAACGUGCAUUGCAUUAUGGGAUAGCUUUUUCGGUAUUACAACUUCCUGUUCGGAAGUCCAAUGCACUGUUUUGCCAUUCAGAUCAACAGUGCCGUCAUGCAUGCAACAACACAACGUCGCUUUCGCUCGGAAAGUUCGUGAUCACAACCCUCUCUUUCACGAUACAGUUUAACAGUUUUACAGCCUUUUCUGCUAAAGUCACUAAUUCUGCCCGACGCUUUCCAUUGCACGGUAUUCAUCUGUCAGUUAAGAUUUUUUUAAGUUCCGAAACUGAUUUUUAUCCAUUUUGUGGUCGACCAAAAAUUGAACGAAAUUAAUGCUGUAUAUAUUUAGCGUCUAGUUGAAUACGAUCGUGAUGUCAGGCUGGUCGCUAAAUGCAAAAUUUUAAGAUAUUCAUUAUUUGUUUGAUUUUUUAUAACCAAAUAAAAACAUGAAUAAAAAUUAUUUUCACGCGAAAUAUAUAUUUUUUAUUUUAUUUAUAAUUCAAAUGGAAUCAAAAUUGACCAAAUGUAAUAAAAAGUAUUAUACUCUGUACAUAUUACGCUGAUUGGCAUCGAUUUCAGCGUGGUGGAAAACUCAGUAUCGCGAACCUCGCGCGAGCAUGACUCUAAACCGGAAGUGGUGAUGACGACCCGACGGAGUGAAAAUUAUCUCGUCUCGCGCAUUAUGAGAUUUUUGUUCCUAUUUGGGGUAGCGAGAAUUAUUGCUGGCCCAAAAUGCACUCCUUCAUGCCGAGUAUUGAAUAUAGACAACAGCACUCCAAUGUUUCGCGAGUCCAAACUUUAUUGAAUGUACUAUUUUAUCACCUGACUUCACAAUCAACUAUCUAAAACAUGGCAGAGUUUGAAAUACUUUUCAAAAUGUUCAUUUUCUGGUGGAGUUCACUGACUUUUGAGCACCAUUUUGUACAUGUAUGCAUUGACCGAAGGUUUGUGGCUGGCUGCUUUACCCAUAUUUUCAUACCUCCAUGCAUGGCUACUUUAUUUGUGCUCCAACCCAAACAUGCACUUGUUCCCAAACUCCUCCGGUUCCCCCAACGCAAACAAAAAUCUUCCCACAAAGUUUGCGACCAAUCGGAGCAGAACCAAACCAAUUUUAUGCACCCCAUACUCCGCUGCAUUCGAACCCAACACCAUGCUUUCACCAUUGUCGAUCCUACACUGGGAAAAAAGUAAUUUGUUUGCAUAAAGCAGCAUUUGAUGUUGAGUUUCUUUUCAUAUUUUUGAUCCAUGAGCCUAUCAUCUAUUGAUUCAUUGAAGAAAAGAUUUGAAAAUGGUCCUAAAAGAUUGAGAAUUGAAUGUAGGUUUAGGGCAAAGUUCAUCGGUAUGAGUCAUGCAUGUUGUGAAUGAAUGUGGUAGAGUAUAGCGAAAUGAAAAUCAUUAUGAGGUGGAAUAAUAGAAAGAGGAAGAAAGAAAAAGGAACAAUGUUUUGAAAAGUACAGGUGGGAGAAAUGAAUUGUGGUAAAACUAAUCCAUAAAUCUUGCUUCAUGAGAUUUUGUUGUAAGAGAAAGGGAGUAACUUCCGAUGAAGAUAAAGAGUCAUUAGAUUUGAAAGAUUAUGGAAUUAUCUUCUGACAGCUUAUCAGGAAAGUAUAAUUCUGAUUUAGAUGAUCACAACAUUAUUAGCCUUUAUUGAAUGUGCAGUGGAAGGAUUAAGGGUUGGGGUUGUUAUUGAAGGAAAAUAUGUAGCUUUUUAGAUUCAAACUGUUUUUUUCUUUCAAACUGGUUGACUAACACAAUGACUUCUUUCUGACUUUCAUUUGCUCACAAUAAUUUAAAAAUGCAGAAUUUUCAGAUGAAGCCAUUCCCCGUUUCUAGAUAGAUUUUUUUUUUCAUCUCGUCAGUCACAGAAAAGUCUAUCACCGCAAAUCUUUCUUCAUUCCAACCUCCUUAUGAGGGGCCUUACAUAUCCACACCAAACGGUUCACAUCUCCCAGUCAUAACACAAUAUUGAUAUAGGUGAUGAAAACCCAUGCAUAAGACCUAAAUGGUUUAAAAUUCACAUGGAUAAUGGAAUUCAUACCCUUUUGUGUUUGUCACAACUAAACCUAAGUCAGGAAAAGCCGUGAUAUGCAGCGGUAGAGACUAAAUCAAGUUUUGUUAUUGUCUGGAGGCAUGCGAUCUGCAGAAUUCUAUGAAUAAAUUGAAGCGUCCGAAAAUUGGGCAGGAUUCGCUCUGGUCGUUAUGGUAAUGGGACGAAGGAUGCAAUGAAUUUGUUGUUGUGAUGAUGAUGAUAUCAUGAAUAGAGAUGAACAUGGGGAUCUUUGCACAAAGCUUAGCUAUCGAUCACAUAGCUACACUGUAAAAACUGUGGUGUUGAAACUGACACCUGGGCUCCGUGACACAAAGGUUAGCCUAAUUUGAAAGAACAAUUCUCAUUGGUUCCUAGUCAGUCUACUGAGCAAAAUGCGCAUGCAAGGAUGAUCUUGAUAGGCCAUUUCAUUUAGCGAUUAAUCGCUAAUCUUUGUGUUACGAAGCCCUGAUGGUGUUAAUAGAGGACCACACCCUGAGGUGUUAAAAUCACACCCUAGAGAUUUUACAUAAAACACCAAAGAGUAUAAAUGUAACAACCAAAGGUGUUGUAAUAACACCUAAAGGUGUUAAACUAACACUGUUAAUUUAACACCAGUUUGAAAUAACUGGUGUGGUCCUCUAUGUACACCGGUUAGCACCAAAGUUUUUGCUGUGUACAUUUAAUUGCAAUUGUACAUACACCUGAUUUCACACUAUGAUCAUUGUAAUCCAGCAUAAAAAUCAACCUUACAAUCAGUUAAAUUUUGUGUAAACGGGCCCUGGGCUCUGUAUCACAUACAUUGGCAGUCAAUUGCAAAUUGGAAAUGGCCAAUCAGGAUCAUUGAUACUUGCUCAUUUUCUCCAAGCACUGACCGUAAGCCAAUUGGAAUCAGUCUUCCAUUAUAGCAAUCUAUUGCAAACAUUUGUUUUUCACUGCCCAGCCUUGUUUUUCCUACUGAAUUCUCACAAAUCACCAAUUUUCUACGGUCGGUUAAUAUAGAAUGAUUUCGAAAUAGUGAAUUUCCAUGAAGAUUGAUUUGUAAUUUUAUGUAGAUUGAUGAUGUGAUUAAUAAUAGGGCUUUAAACCUGAAUACGUCAUCAUUUUAAUGUAGAUUGAUUGAUCUGUAUUCUGAAUUAGUUUUGAAUUAAACUGGUCUAAAUCAUUGGUUAAACUUUGGAUAGCCAUAAUAUUAUGUAACAAACACAUACAUGUAAAGCAAAUGCUGUUGGGAAGUAAGGUUCUCUGAAACUUCAAAACAGAAAGAUCCACAACUCCCUUUCCUUCCCACCAUUACCCUUUAAACUUCACAUCUGUAGAAGAAUAAGUCUAUGCUAUUGCUUACUCAUCAAACAUUGAGCGAAAACACAAAACAUUUUCGUCUGGCUUUCCCUAUUCAUCUUAGGUGUUGUGCUCAUGGUGCGCUGUUUGCCGAGUAAACGUCUAUAGACCUAUGCCAUUGUACUGGCUAUGUUUAUUUUCAAUAGUCCACCUUGGAGAAUGAAUCGGACUCUGGGUAAUCGUACAGAACCCUUUCCCUUUCUUAUCGAUUUUUCUUUUCCAUUCGUCUGGUUUGAUGUAGAUUAAGUUUUUGUCAUUUUUUUGCAGAUUGUAUCCCCUAUGUAAGAAGUAAUCUAUUUUGUCAAUUUUUUCUGGUUGAUAAAGUCUUUUGAUUUUUUUGGCAGAUUGGAUGCCCCUAUAUGUAAUAAGAAGUAAUACUAUUUUUUUGGUCUUUGCCAGAAAGAUGAAUUGACAAAUUUUGGGGGAGAUUUUCAGUCUCAUUUCUCAACUUGUAAUGGCCCAAUUAGAUUUUCCCAAGAGCUUUUAUAAUCAUAUUUGUGUGACUCGCCGGGUAUUGAACUUGUGACCUCCCCGGUCAUGAGUCGGGCACUCUAGCACUGAGCCUCUGAUCCGCCAUGCAUGAACCUAAUGAAUAUAUAGAUUUAAUGGAUCUCUUAUAAAAUGAGACACCAUGUUUGCACCUGAAACUCAGAAUUAUUCGCUCGCUGAACUGCUAAAUUUCUGUUUGCUCUCCUGGGAGCUGAACUUGGUAAUCAGCUGUUGAAAGGUUGGGAUCGGAAAUAGACCCCUGCUCUUGGUAUCUGGUUCUGAACUGCUUAUUGAGGAAUGAAGUUGAUGUAUUCAUGCUCAACCUUUUUGUCAUUAAAUAGUUUUGUUCGACCAAGAAAAGAAUUUCCACUUGGUCUAACCAAGUGGGUAAAGCUAAGUGAAAGUAGUUGCAGUAAAACACUGAUUUAUUGAGAAAGUCUUUAAAACUAAGGUUAAUUAUUACGAUAUCAUCGUGGAUCUAGAUCUGGUACAGUUACAUAAACUGAAC
Molecule: messenger RNA, 7428 nt
Organism: Lytechinus pictus (painted urchin)
Lineage: Eukaryota; Metazoa; Echinodermata; Echinoidea; Temnopleuroida; Toxopneustidae
Product: CUGBP Elav-like family member 1
Exons: 3
Coding region: 317-688 (123 amino acids)
Molecular function (GO): RNA binding
Source: RefSeq, a predicted model, not a curated record